Molecule: messenger RNA, 3911 nt
Organism: Puccinia graminis f. sp. tritici CRL 75-36-700-3
Lineage: Eukaryota; Fungi; Basidiomycota; Pucciniomycetes; Pucciniales; Pucciniaceae
Exons: 21
Coding region: 1-3783 (1260 amino acids)
Biological process (GO): mismatch repair; chiasma assembly
Cellular component (GO): nucleus
Molecular function (GO): ATP-dependent DNA damage sensor activity; mismatched DNA binding; ATP binding
Source: RefSeq, a predicted model, not a curated record
AUGGGCGGCGCCUACUAUGAUCCUUCGAAUGGGAUCUUUUACCUCAUGGAAGAUGCGGUGGAUACCGGUGGAGAAUUCGAAGUUCUCAUCAUGCUGCUUGAGCAAGUCAUGCCAGAGGUGGUAUUACUGAGCUCAAAGGCAGAGGAAAGCUUGACAUCUUGUAUCCAAAAGGCUGAAUGCCCGGGAGGGAUCGACAAGACGCCGACCGUUGUGAAAAGACCGUCUCGAGAAUACUCUGCUUCCGAUGGCUUUAAGAAGCUGCAGCGGUUGAGCGUUCGCAGCCAAGAUGGUGUAGUCCCAUCAGGAAACCACCAUUCUUCCAGUACAUCGACCAGGUCGACGGCGUCUCAAGAUCCUGGAAGAGAUAUUCACUUCAGCAAGAAUUCUAACCUGACGGCAAACGCGUUUAUAAAUGUUGAAGCUUCUCACUAUUCGUUGGGUGCCGUAGCCGCUCUGUUAUCUUACUUGCAAAGUGGCAUUGCCAGGGAUCAAGAUAAUGAUUCCCCUCAGGGUGGACUGUUCGUGAGCAAAGUGGAAAUGAUUAAAACCCAAAAAUUCAUGCAUUUAGGCAACGAUGCCAUUCAAUCCUUACAGAUUUUCGACCAGGAAGCACAUGCUAAUUCACAUUUCUCCAAAACAAAAGAAGGAUUAUCACUAUAUGGAAUUCUGAAUGAGUGCAUUACUCACAACGGAAAGCUGUUACUUCGAAACUGGCUACUCAGACCAAGUACUGAUCCAAAAGUGAUCGGAUCUCGUCAAGAUGCGAUUGAGUGCUUUCUGGAGCCAGAAAAUGGUGUGGUGAUAUUAUUACUUUCCCUCUUUGCCUCUCUACCAAGUGUUAAUCAGCUGCUUGAUUUGGCGUUUUCAGCGGACUAUGUAGGAAAAAUGAGACAAGAUCUCAAGCUACUAGGUAACAUCAACCGAACCACAAUGAUAAUAUCAAGCGGGAAAUCUCGAGUUGGUGAAUGGAAAUCUUUAACCAAUUCGAUUCAUGCUUGCCAAGCACUUUACGAGGAUUUCUCCAAGAUGAAUUUGACUAUCGAAACCCCUCUAUUUAUCAAAAUGAAAAGCAGAGAUCGGCUUGAGAUAGACUUGGAACCACUGGCUUCCAAUAUUGAAGAAUUGAUUGACUGGUCUGAAAGCAAACUCAACGGAGGUCGGGUCACGAUCCGAUCAGAUGUUGAUGAAGAGCUGGAUGGUUAUCGAGGGCAAUAUGCUUCAAUGGAGACCCAACUUUGUUUCAUAGCCGAAAAAGUCAGCACGGAGACUCCUUUCAAGUCUCUGCCGGGGUUCUCCAUCAACUAUUUCCCCCAGAUCGGUUACCUUUGCGCCAUACCUUUCCCCACUCCUAGCGGCAGUGUUGAUCCGUCAACGUUGGAAGAUUGGGAAUUCCAGUUCUCCACUGAUACUGAAGAGCACUACAAAAAUGGACUCAUGCGAGAGUUGGAUGACCAUUACGGAGAUCUGGCGACCGCUAUUGAUGACAGAGAGAUCGAGCUUGUGCACAUUCUGGAAGAGGAGGUUUCCAAAUUUGCUAGCAUCUUACUAAGUGUUAAUGAUGAUUUAGCUGAGCUAGAUUGUCUUUUAUCCCUCGCCAAAGUUACAUUCGAAAGAACGUGGGUUCGUCCUAAAAUCCUCAAUCAGAAUACUAUUCAAAUCAUUGCCGGACGUCAUCCCCUGGUGGAAGGUUGUGUCGAAAAUUACAUUCCGAAUGAUACUCAUCUGGUUGCAAGCGCACCCUCUAAGGCCCAAAGAAAGAAGCGCAAGAGCACCGAGUCUUACACAGGCAAUCCAAUGAUUGUUCUCACAGGGGCCAACUUUUCCGGAAAAAGUGUAUAUCUGAAGCAAGUGGCAAUGAUUGUCAUUAUGGCACAACUGGGUUCAUUUGUACCCGCAGAAGAGGCCCAUAUUGGAAUUCAUGAUGCGGUAUUUACAAGGGUAUCCACCACCGAGAGUGCAUCCCGAAGUUCUUCCGCAUUUAUGAUUGAUCUACUAAGGGUUUCUUUCAUGCUGCGUAACUGCACUGCUAGGUCGCUUUUGCUCAUAGAUGAAUUUGGAAAGGGGACGGAUCCCACAGAUGGGCAGGCUCUAUUUUGUGGUGUCAUAGAGCAUUUAAUCUCGAGAGGAUCAAGCUGUCCAAUCACGCUGGUUUCUACCCACUUUCAUGGUGUUUUUACCAAUGGGUUUCUCUCACUUGAUCUUCCGAUCGAUUACACACACAUGUGUAUUGUCCUGAAAGACGGAGGGGGGCCAGAAGAGGAGAACUCACCAACAUACCUCUAUAAGCUCGCGCCUGAUCUUGUCAGUUCGUCCCAUGCCAUGGGAUGCGCCGCCCAAGCCGGUGUUCCAAGACAUAUCCGAUUGAAAGCAGAUCGAGUGAGCCGUCUUCUCAGUCGACACGAGAUUCUGGAAUUGCUUGACGUUCGAUUGGAUGAGGAUGAGCGCGAGGAGCUUGGGAGGAUGGAGGAAACCGUCAGACGAUUUGUGGCUAUUGAUUUCGAGCAGGAUGGGUUGUCUUCCUGUAGAGAUUGGAUGGCUUAUUUGCGCGAAAACGUGCUAGAAAAUGAAAGGACGCGUGCUGUCAAGACAAUCAAAGUGGACUUUAGAAGUCUUGAAUUCCAAAAAGCACCCAGGCUUCCGGUAUCAGGAUGCCGGGGCGAGGUAGAAGGGUUUGGCAAGGGCGGUCAAACCGUCGGGGGAAAGGUAUAUAAGAAGCUACCGGAAGAAGCUUGGUUGGCAGGAAUGGAUUCGAAAACGUUUUGUCAAAAGCUGCCCAAGAUAGAAUGUCAUGCCCAUCUGAGCGGCUCGAUUCCCCUAGAGGUCUUGCAAGAACUGCACAAGGAUGCUAAGGAAAGACAACCCAACUUAGGAGCUUGUCCAUCUCCGUCGGAUUACACGGAUUUGCAAAGUUUUUUUACCCUUUUCGGCGAGCACAUCUACCACAUACUAGAUACGCCUGAAGCGAUCACCCGAGCGACGAGUGCGGUGUUGUCGUCAUUCAGGGCCGACGGCUGCAUCUAUCUGGAGCUGCGAACGACUCCGCGGAAAUUCCGAGCCGGCUCGGAUUCGUUUAGCGAGUAUCUGGAUGCGGUGAUUGAAGCGAUCGAUCGGAACGACGAAUCCAAGAUGAUGGUCCGCUUGAUCCUGACCGUCAACUGGGAUUUCGGGCCCGAUCAAGUCAAGGAGAUCGUCCAAUUGGCCACUAAGGCUCGUGACGCCGGUCGCUGUGUAGUCGCUAUCGAUGUCGCUGGGGAUCCUCAAAUGAGCAUCUUUCGGACCGAUGGCUUUACCAGAGAACUAGUCAAGGCUCAAGUCAAUGGACUCAAGCUAACAAUCCAUUUUGCUGAGGUAGUCGAACAAAGACCUUUUCUUGAGAAGCAGUUAACUGAAUUAAAGCCGGACCGACUAGGACAUGCGGUUUUCCUGACGGCCGAAGUAGCCGAAACCAUAGUCCAGCAGAAACGGCCGAUCGAAAUCUGUCUGACAUCGAACCUGAAAGUAGGCUCGAUCCGCUCGUUGGAGGAGCAUCAUUUUGCGUGGGCGGUCAACAACCAUGUGCCGGUCUUGAUCUCGACCGACGAUACGUUGGUCUUUGGUACCACACUCAGUGAGGAGUACGAAUGGGCUUUAAGUUUAUUGAAUCAUGAUAGACAGAAGUUGGUCUCUUUAUUGAAAGAGUCGAUCACUUGCACUUUCUGUUCACCAGAGGAUCAAGUGGCCUUAAUCCAGAAAAUCGAUCAAUUUAGUGCUGACCCAUCGAACGAAGUCUCCAAAUCGUCCUGAUUGAAUUAUGGAAUGAUAGCUUUGGUUUUGAUGUAAGAAAUGAUGAUGAUUUUGCAAGAAACGUGCUCUUUUGAGUGUGAUCCAAUCAACCUGUGGAAAGCAGACGCUUUGUCAAUAAUGUACGGCGG